GCGGAAGUAGGCUGUACUGUUAGCAGAGGAUGAGACCUGUCUGGCGACCGUACCGGGAAAAGAGGUGUGAGCUCGGGGAUUGAACAUUCAGGUGAAGAUGGAUGAUUCAGAAACAUGAUCCUCUAAGAUCCGUUUCGACUCCAACAGUUUCGGUUCAUUUCUGACCUGUCUUGGGUCCCGUUAAAACAGGGACUGAUCGAGAAGGAGCUUUUUGGAGGUAUGGGUGCUCUACACUCCUCACCUGGUCAACCAGAAUACGUUGGUCUGGCGGAAAAGACGGGAUUUUCAUUCGAACAGAUUGGAGUCCUACAUAAAAGAUUCAAGCAGCUGAGCCACAGUGAAGAAACUCUGCAGAGGGAUCACUUCAAUGAAAUCCCAGAUCUAGCAUGCAAUCCCAUCCGUUCCCAGAUCAUAGAGGCCUUCUUUGACAGAAGAAACUUUCGUCAGAAUGGUGAGGGUACGGUUGAGGAGAUCGGCUUUGAGGAGUUCCUGGUGGUCAUGUCCCAUUUCAGGCCCCCGUCACUGCACGUGACACAGGAACAGCGUGAGGGUGUCAGGAGGGAGAAACUGAGAUUUUUAUUCAACAUGCAUGACACAGACAACGAUGGGACGAUAACCCUCGAGGAAUACAGACAUGUGGUGGAGGAGCUGUUAUCUCUCAGCGAGGUAAUGGAGACGGACACGGCCAAAAGCAUUGCUGAUGCAGCCAUGUUGGAGGUGGCCAGUAUUUCAAUGGGUCACAUGGAACCUGAUGAAUUCUAUGAGGGAAUCACAUUUGAGCAUUUCCUCAAGUUGCUGAAUGGCUUUGAAAUUGAAUCAAGAAUGAACAUUCACUUUUUGAAUAUGGAUACAACAACAUUAUGUAAGUGAGGUUUGUACACUAUGCAGUGACUCUGGGAAACGCAUAAAUAUGUUUUCACUAUAACAGUAACUAUCUGCUGUUUCCUACACCAGUUUGUCGCUUGAAUUAAAUAUAUGCCUUACUCCUUGUUUGAAGAACUAUGCAAAUUCAAAGGAAAUGUGUAUACUGCAGAUGUAUUAGGAGUAGUUCAGUUGAUUGUAACCGAUAAUAUGAGAUAUUUAGUCAAAUAAGCCUGUUAGUAGUUGGACUAAGCAAUAAUCAAAUAUCCAUGUCUAGAGUAGCAGGCAGUAUGCAUGCAAAUAUGGGUGCCUGAAGAACCUUUAAAAAUGUUAAUGCCAUAAAUCAAUAAUCUUAAAAAUCAGGGCUAUAAAGGUUUGUCUUUAAAUAGAUCUAUAUUUGUCUAAUAAUAGUAAUGCAAUAAUUUGAAAUGCCUAUUAUUCAUGUUAAACAUAUGACACUUAGUGCAUGCUCUGCGCACUAUAUUUGCACAAUAAAAGACCCCAUGAAACCGA
Messenger RNA from Siniperca chuatsi (mandarin fish), 1374 nucleotides. It is a transcript of the gene tescb, whose product is annotated as tescalcin b. The transcript has 8 exons. Gene Ontology annotation, molecular function: calcium ion binding. NCBI's taxonomy places the organism in Eukaryota, Metazoa, Chordata, Actinopteri, Centrarchiformes, Sinipercidae. The record is from RefSeq and is a predicted model, not a curated record. Bases 220 to 870 code for a protein of 216 amino acids.